AAUUUAUUUUACAAAAUGUGAGGAAGAUUGAUUGACGGAGAAAGGAUUAAAAGGGAGAAAUCCACAGUUUUUCUAGGGGUGACCUUGGAUUGUAAGCCAAAUAAUGCCAAUGCCAAAUGUUUCAAUAGUGUAUCAGUGGCUCGCCGUCGGAUAACCAUAAUGACGCAAUUGUGUUAGUAGAAUACAAAUACAAACGUUGAGCCCUCGCGCCGGAUUAAUAGGUUAUUAGUCUGUGGUGAAGUAUGAUUGCGAAUCUAGGAUGUUUCGUUGCGAGUUUGUCUUUGACUGGGACUUUCCGGUUUCUGCUAUCUUGAGGACAGUUAGGUAUUAUAUCUAUGAUAAUCCACGAUGAGCGGUCGUCCUGAUAGAGACAGAAACGGGAACGGGAAUGGUGGAAACAAUGGUGGCGGUUUGGGCUGGUGGCUGAAGGGGGCUGGCGCGGCAGCCGUUGUCGGAGGCCUGGGGUAUUGGCUGACAAGAAAUUCGGAGCCAGCGUCGUCGUCAGUCGCAACACCAAAUUCGUCGCAGCAAGUCGUCCGAGAGCGGAAAGGCUUCCUUAGCAGUUUAGCGGAUUCCCUGCAAGCGAUAACAGAAAACUCAACUACCACGGAGAGUGCGAUAUCCCGGUCUCAAGUCCCAGCGAGGCCGUCCAUAACCAACUUAAACUCCUUACUGGCGGACAUCUACGUGCGUUACAUCGCGUUGAAGAAGGAAGACUUCCAGCUUCACUACAAUGUGUUCACCGAGGUGUUUGGACGACUACACCGCUAUAUGAAGCAAGUCGACAAAUACUAUGAGAGAUACAGCAGCAACGUACAAUUCGCUGGCAGUCACUACGAUCGCCUCCGUAUACAGAAGCCGGAUGAGUUUGACAUGGAUAUCGUAAUCGACGUGCCGGUCAACAUGCACAGAGACCUUGCGAAUCCGGAGGAGAGCGAUAUCGUCAUCGAACCGAAGUACCCGGGAUUCGUACAGCUCCGCGCAGGGACACAGUACCAGAGAAUACUGAUCCGCGACGGCCACGACUGCCUGAUCAAUAGAACCGCUUACGAGUGGCUAGACGACAGGAACUACAUACUCCGUUCUAAAUUCACAGACUGGUUCAAAAGCGUAGCCAACAGAGGUCUGAAUCAAUUCCAAACAAAGAAUGGUCUACCGGUGUGCGUGGUGGAUGGCGUGCAAUAUACGAUCCGCACAUCUUCAGGUGGACCAGCUUGGACAAUAAUCAUUGAAGCAGGUUUAUUUAGGUUGGACGUGGAUCUCGUGCCGGCGCUCAAGUUCCCCGAGAACAGGUGGCUGGAGGGGAGAAGCUACCGCAGGAUUCCGAUGGAGUGUCGCAGAGAUUUCUGGAUGGUGGUGCCGAAGCCAAACAAGAGUGGUCAGAACACGUUCGACGAGCAGCGCUCGUGGCGUAUUGCUCUGCAAGACCAGGAGAAGCAACUCCUUAACAAUACCUACAGUUUACGACAGACUAUCCGUCUGAUGAAAAAACUUCGCGAUGCCCAAGGCAUGAACAAGAUAGCCAGUUAUUACAUAAAAACGCUUUUCUUCUGGGAAAUCGAGGAUAAGAAAACCACCGACCCCACUUUUUGGAAGCAAAACGACAUUGCAACUUUGUUCAAACAUAUGGUGAACAAGUUCUACAUAGCUAUGGAUAGGGGAAAUAUACCAUACUUCUGGAAUAAAAAUCACAAUAUGAUUGAAAAUUUGAACAGUAACAUAAAAAAUGAGUAUAAACGCAAAAUUAGUGCCUUGAUAGCAAUACUCGAGAACUCGUACAAUUAUAAAUUGGUCGCAAAAUAUCUUUUAACCCCUGAAGAAUACAAUACAUAUCAAUACUUCUUAUAAAAUGUUCAUAAGGAGGAGGCUUUCUCUAAUAUUUGUCAUCAAUGAACCUAAUUCGGAUAUAAUAUAUAUCCUUUGAAGAGAGGUGGAACUCUCGAUAAAUCUAUUUUGGUUAGUUUUUUAUUACAUUUUAUAUUUGACAAUAAAUUUAACUAAUAGACAUUGAAAUGUUUAGGAGUAUUUUGGAAUACUAAGAUUUAUAAAAAGUAUAGUGCUAUAGUUAUAUAAUGUUUACCUUUUGACAAUCACCUUAGUGGAUCUUCUAAGUAUACGUGACAUUGGCGAAGUACAACGUGCCGAUUUGGCACACCUAAAAGCCAAAGAAGCAAAGAAGAAGAAAUGUUUAGGAGAUUUAUUUAUAAUGGCUUAAAGGAAAUUAAUCUAUAACUAAGCAAAGUUGUUACAAAUUCUAUCCAUUAAUUUUGACCAUAAUAUUUAUCACUUCCAUAUUUAUUUUUGAUCUUGCUGUAAAGCCGUCUACUCACUCGCGCGCGAACCGCGCGCGAAGGCGCGAA
Molecule: messenger RNA, 2360 nt
Organism: Pararge aegeria (speckled wood butterfly)
Lineage: Eukaryota; Metazoa; Arthropoda; Insecta; Lepidoptera; Nymphalidae
Product: cyclic GMP-AMP synthase-like
Exons: 6
Coding region: 349-1848 (499 amino acids)
Source: RefSeq, a predicted model, not a curated record